Tinamus guttatus (white-throated tinamou) is the source of this 637-nucleotide messenger RNA. NCBI's taxonomy places the organism in Eukaryota, Metazoa, Chordata, Aves, Tinamiformes, Tinamidae. The record is from RefSeq and is a predicted model, not a curated record.
CAGAAAGGCUUAUUUGCAGUCGCAAAUGGGAAUCUGGAAUAACUAUGAAAAACACACUGAAAUAAUUGUGUUUGACUGGAACAAAAUUCUUGCAAAGUCCCCAAGGAUGAGAUUCUGUGCCAAAUCAAUGCCUCUAUCUGACUGGCUCUUCCUGGUCUAUGUGUUAAUGGUCUGCUGUAAAUUGUUGUCCGCCUCUAGCCACCAGCCCCGGGGGCACACAGGCCAGCACCAAGUCAAGCAAGGGACAUGUGAAGUUGUGGCAGUGCAUCGUUGCUGCAAUAAGAACCGGAUUGAAGAACGGUCACAAACAGUGAAGUGCUCCUGCUUCCCGGGGCAGGUGGCUGGGACAACGAGGGCUCAGCCCUCUUGUGUGGAAGCUUCCAUCGUCCUACAGAAGUGGUGGUGUCAUAUGAACCCCUGUUUGGAUGGAGAGGACUGUAAAGUGCUACCAGACUAUUCAGGUUGGUCUUGCAGCAGUGGAAAUAAAGUCAAAACCACAAAGGUAACACGGUAGCAAAAAAUAAACCCGUGAUUCACUACAGGAAUAGUGGCUUGUGCAACCAUGUUGCUUGGCUAUUACACAGAGACCCUUUUUUGUGACAAUGACAGAGACUUAUUUAUUUGAACUUGAAAAAUU